Molecule: messenger RNA, 1696 nt
Organism: Helianthus annuus (common sunflower)
Lineage: Eukaryota; Viridiplantae; Streptophyta; Magnoliopsida; Asterales; Asteraceae
Exons: 2
Coding region: 106-1602 (498 amino acids)
Biological process (GO): interstrand cross-link repair
Cellular component (GO): Fanconi anaemia nuclear complex
Source: RefSeq, a predicted model, not a curated record
AACCCGCCAACCCAUUAACUCGACACGAUUGACACCUUGCAGUUUUUCACUUCUUCCACCCACCGCCAAAACCCUUGAAUUCAAACGCUAGUUACUUGCAGAACAAUGGAACAAUGGCUUCCACUGAUGAACAUCUUCAUGAACUCCCUUUCUCCCCAAACAGAAGCAUCCUUAUGGCUCCAAUCUUCCUUCAGUUCUUCAUCAACCCACAUCUCCACUGCUUCUUUCCUCAAUCUCCUCAUGCAACCCACUGAAGCCAUCCUUCCUAAUUCAUCUUCUUCAUCUCCAAUCCCAAAUAAACAAAGGUUUAUGUGGAUGCAAACAUUGCCUAGUAUAGUUCAAGCUCGGAUUUUAUCGUUUCUUGUUUACGAGAAUGCGAAGUUUAAUAAGCAAGAAUUGUCGAAACUUGCACGGGAGUUGCUGUUCAAUGCGACCGAGGUUGAUUUUUGGGUUAGGAGAGGUGCACACCAACUGUUUGAUGUUGUGUCUGACUCAAACUUCAAAUGGGUUUCUUGUUUGAAUCUUGAUUCUGAAGAAGAGAAGUUUGAAGAGAAGUUUGGGAGCUUGCCUGGGUGGCUUAACGAUGUCGCUAGUGGCAAUGAUGCAGUUCCUGUUCUUCCGUGGCUUCCUGUUUCGGUAGAUGAUAUGAACACUAGACUGCCGGAUGUGACGUGUGAAGAUGAUGAGGAUGUAAUGGUGGAUGUUGAAGAUGGCAACGAUGUAAAUCUUGAAACUAUUGGCACCCAACACGUAACGGUUCAUAGUGAAAGUGAUCCAGUAGACCAUGAAACGAAAGAAACGGCUUUGCGUUUGAAAAUGAAAAUAUUGAACAUGGAAUCAGGUUUAAAAGCUGCAGAAUUGGCGGAUGAAAUUCGAACUCUUAUAAAACAGAAGCAAGAUUCUUUAACGGUUUUAAGUUUGAUUGAACCGUGGAAUGUGAACGAUGAAAUCAUUCCUGUUUUAUUAUCCCGACUUUUGGAAGGAAACGAAGACGAUUUUGUAGUUACAAGUAACAUCCUUUGCUCAGUUGUGCUUCCAAAGUUUCUGGAACUCGAAAAACCAGCUUCUCGUGUGCUAGUAACGACAACAGUCGACUACUGCAAGGUGCAUCAUAAGUCUGCUGUGUAUGCAUUUUUAUUCCCAUUAAUCCUUCACAAAAACGGCGUUAACAAUCCGAUUUGUGACGUGAUCACAAGGAUUAUUAAAGAAUGUUUGCACCCCGCGCAUGUUUCCGCCAUCUGUCAAAAACUGCUUUGUGAGGAAAAUACAAACGGAAACGAAUAUAUAUGUUUACCGUGCCAUCAACAUCUGGUAUCUGGAUCACUGGUAUGGACGGAAUCGUUGUUUAAUCUGUUUCAGAUUAUCUUGAACCAUGAUGUUCGUUUGACUCAAGAUUCGGUCAACCGACUUGUUUUUCAUGUUCAAGAAUCUGCUAUACGGUUCGCGAAAUCAUUGAAGUUUGCUAAUUUCUUGUUGUGUUUUGUUAGUAAGUGUGCUCCUUUGUUAGGGCCUCAUAAGGUGGCAUUAUCUGAAGCUGUUGGUAACACUUCUAGUUUUUUGACAAAAUCGAUAUUAUCGAAACUGGCUAGUAUUGAUUCUUAACGUUGAACUGUUAACGACGAAAGCUAGGUUCUGGAAGUUAUUGCAACUUUUGGUGAAAGUUACCGAAGUUAAUUCAUGUUGAACACUGAAAAAA